Molecule: messenger RNA, 1494 nt
Organism: Xenia sp. Carnegie-2017
Lineage: Eukaryota; Metazoa; Cnidaria; Anthozoa; Malacalcyonacea; Xeniidae
Exons: 1
Coding region: 1-1494 (497 amino acids)
Source: RefSeq, a predicted model, not a curated record
AUGUAUUACCUUUGGCAAAUGAAUAUCAUUAAAACAAGACAAGUUGCAUUGCAACAACUAUCAUGUGACUCAAUAGAUUUUGCACUUGAUUCAUGGCAAGCAGCAGCAUCUGCACACGUAAAAAGAGCAGUUUCCACUAGGGAUUUAUAUUAUAGAUCCAGUUUUACAAAUAGAUGUGAACUUCAACAGCAAAUUUCAGGUGGUGAAGAUAGUGAUUUGGAAGAUGAAUGUUGCAUUAACAACACAUUUCAACAAAUUAACAAUGAAUUUUUAGCAACUCCUACAAAUCACUAUCAUUAUGAAAGUUUAAAUUCAACAUUGUCAGAAUACUCGAGUGAACAACAAUUUCUAUGGCAAAAGCCAAUUCUAAUUCAAGGAAAAGCAGGACGUUGUAAGACGGAGACAUUGAUGUGUUGCAUUAAAGAGCAUGUACGCAGUGGCAAAAAUAUACUUGUGGCAGCACCUACUGGACUUUUGGCUAGUCGAUUUAGAUCUCGCGUGGCUGUUAAUGUUAUAUGUGACACAGUUCAUGCUGCUUUCAAUGUACCAAUUGAUGUGGAAGAAGUACCAACCACAAAUUGGGCAAUAUCAUAUUAUGAUAUCGUCAUUAUUGAUGAAAUUUCACAAAUCUCAGAGAAAAUUUUCGCACACAUAAUGGACACCUUUAAUAGAUUAGUUUACAGGCCUGUUUUGAUUUUGGGUGGCGAUAACUCUCAACAGCAGCCUUUUGAGAAAAAAGAUGGAAUAAUAGUUAAUGUACCAUCACCUUUAUCUAACAGUCAAUUUGUUUCUUCGACAUAUCACUUCAUUUUACAUGGACAACAUCGUGUGGGUGAUGUAGAAUAUCUUCAAUUUUUGGAUCAUAUAAGAAAUUGGCGUCCAAAUCAAGAAAUUCUAAAUAAUAUACAGCAUAACCGUGUCAUAUUUCCACAUGGAAACAUUACACCUACUGAAUUUAUGAAUUCUUUCAUUGAAAACAUGGAUUCAACAAUUCUAACUUUUACAAAUUCAGCUGCAGAUUAUUUAAAUAACUUGGUUGUUACAUCACUUUUUUGCAAUGAAAAUGCAUUAGGUUAUUUUCAUCUGGACAACACGGACGAAGCUUUUCCAAUUUACAAAGGAAUGAAGGUUAUCAUUUCACAAAAUUGCAAUAAAGAAGCAAAUGUUGUAAAUGGGCAAAUGGCUUAUGUUGAAACAUGUCAAAAUCACACUAUUUUCCUCAAAAUGCCAAAUAACAUCAUUGUGCCAGUGUAUCAAGUUACGUCUGAAGUUAAUGGACAACAAAAAGUCUCAUUUCCCUUUCGUAUAGGAUACGCUAUAACUAUAAGCAAAAGCCAAGGACAAACACUUUCAAAAUGUACUAUUUGGUUUGAUAAGGAUAUCAUACCACCUGGUACUGGUUAUGUAGCUUUAUCAAGGGUUCGAAAGUUAAGUGAUGUACUCGUUGUCACACCUUUAAAACCAUCCUUCUUCACACCAGUUGUCUGUAGCUAA